AUGACACUCCCGGAGUAUGGUGAAAAAGGCCCCCGUUUCCGCAAUUGGAUUAAUGGUGUCAGUACUCUCGCGGGCUUGACUUCAGACAAGAAAGCUGUGGUGCUUUCUUUCAGCCUUGGAAUCCAGGAUAACCUCCGUGAUUGGGGCCCGUAUCUCUAUCUAUCUGUCGCGACAGGAGGCGAGCUCUAUCGUACGAAUUACACCAGUGUCUCUCGACUCACUAUAUGCCUGCUCCUCGCUUGGAUACAGGCUGAUGAAGAUAUCGACAUACCACAGGCCUUCAGAACAACCUACAAAUGUGACCCAACACUGUUCCAUUGGGCUUGCGAGGCUAAUAUGGAGGUGUUCUGCGGCCUAAACCGCGGAAACCUCGAGGUUUUUGAUACUCAUACUACACCACGCAACCGCCUCCGUGUCCCAUAUGGCGAUGCCAGCAACAAUAACCAGCAACUUAACAGAUUUACCAGCGAAAACUUGGCCAAGACCUACAUAGACAGUAGCAUAUGGUACAAAGACGUCAUCGUAAGAUAUAUUAGUCGAAUUAUCAGGACUAACGUAUCGGUCCUCGCUAUCCAUCCCGUAUUCCAGCGACUUUGGGUCACUGUCUGUAUGGACCGAACUGGUAGCAAGAUAAAGAGGGCCCUCAAGCAAAAGUUCAAAGCUCAGGUCCUUCGGAUUUCCGAUGACGAAGACAAGAGGCAAGCACAGGCUUGGUUGGACGAGGCGGAUACCAUCUUGCAUGAGAUCGAUGAGGAGAUCUAAAUGCCGGCGGACUUCAACCUCGGGGGCAACAUCCCACCCGAAGAAACCAAAUGGAGUGGAUAUUGUUUUGACGAGACUUCGAUUGUAAAAAUCCUUGUGCACAAAUCCAGGUUGCGCUAUCAAGAUGUGCACCGAGUGUGCCAAUGAUUGGUCUAGCCUGUGCACUUAUUGUACCAGUCCCUUGUUGUUUUCAGAUAUGCCU
Fusarium verticillioides 7600 is the source of this 964-nucleotide messenger RNA. RefSeq lists its product as hypothetical. NCBI's taxonomy places the organism in Eukaryota, Fungi, Ascomycota, Sordariomycetes, Hypocreales, Nectriaceae. The transcript has a single exon. The record is from RefSeq and is a predicted model, not a curated record. The coding region runs from base 1 to 762 and encodes 253 amino acids.